CAAAUCAGUUUUGUCAAACUUCUUCGCUUCCAUUUGCUGGCUUGCUUCCUCUCACCUAACAAGGAAACACUGAAGAAAAUUCUAUAAAUAUGCAAUUUGGUAAAUUGAAUGUAUAAUUCGUAUUGUUCUUCCGUUUUUCUGAUUGAUUCUCACCCUCUUCUAUCAAUCCUAAAACCCCAGAAAUUCAGGUCGAAUUGUUGGAAAAGAAGCUCAAAGAAUCCAUCAAUGGCGCAGCCCCCUAUUUUAUCCAUUGCUUUGCCUUCUGAAACUGGUCGUGUUCUUAGCAUUCAGUCACAUACUGUUCAGGGAUAUGUUGGUAAUAAGUCGGCUGUGUUUCCGCUUCAACUAUUAGGAUAUGAUGUAGACCCGAUUAACUCCGUACAGUUCUCGAAUCACACAGGAUAUCCAACAUUCAAAGGUCAAGUUUUGAAUGGGAAAGAACUAUGGGACUUAAUAGAAGGUCUCGGAGCUAACAAUCUGUUGUUCUACACUCAUCUAUUAACUGGUUAUAUUGGUUCGGUCUCAUUUUUAAACACUGUAUUGGAAGUCAUUACGAAACUACGAUCAGUGAACCCUGGACUUCUAUAUGUUUGUGAUCCAGUCAUGGGUGAUGAAGGAAAGCUCUAUGUCCCUGAAGAACUAAUAUCAGUAUAUCGAGAAAAGGUUGUCCCUGUUGCAUCAAUGCUGACCCCUAACCAAUUUGAAGCUGAAUUGUUGACGGGUUUGAGGAUUACGUCAGAAGAAGAUGGCAGGGAAGCUUGUCGCAAACUGCAUGCUGCUGGACCUUCUAAGGUGGUUAUCACAAGCAUAAAUAUUAAUGGUGAUCUCUGCCUUAUUGGAAGCAGUAAGACAGAAAAGGAUGAAAGUCCUGAGCAAUUCAAAAUUACGAUACCGAAAAUCCCAUCAUAUUUUACGGGAACCGGAGAUUUGACGACUGCAUUAUUACUCGGAUGGAGUAAUAAAUAUCCUGAUAAUCUUGCGAGAGCAGCAGAGCUCGCAGUUUCAAGCUUGCAGAUUCAAGCAGAGGCGUCUUUGAAGGAGGUCGUUUGUCAAUUGGCGUCUGGCGUCUGUCGACUGUCGAUGGGUUGAAGCUUGAAGAGUUGAAGGAAGCGAGGCGAGGCGACUGUCGACUUCAGAGACUCAGACGGUCAGACCUGGGCAGGAGGCGAGGAAGAGAGGAGAAUGGGAGAAGGAAGCAGCUUUGCCUUUUCGUAAUUUACGGCAGCAGGUCGAGGUCUUGAGGAAACAGGAAAUAAGGAAUACAGCAGGAUAGCCCUAAAUCUAAUCCCUAAUAUUAGAGUUUAUUACGGUUUAUUGGUCCGGUUUGGUCUACAAAAUUAAAAACCGGGACCGGACCGUAAACCGUUUAAAAAAAAAAAAAAACCGGACCAGACCAUUCAGACCGUAGACCAGACCAAAUACUUAAAUUACGGUUUGGUUUACGGUUUAGACCAAACUGUGUUCAGCCCUAACGAUAAUUUCUCUUACUGAGCUUCAAACUGUGUAGGCUCUUCUGCAUCGGACAAUACAAGACUACCGACAAGCGGGAUUUGAUCCCAAGACUAGCAGUCUAGAGAUCCGAUUGAUUCAGAGCCAAGAUGAUAUCCGCAACCCCCAUGUCAAGUUCAAUGCUGAGAGAUACAGUUAGAGUUUGCUUGCUUUCGUUGAUGAUUAAUAUUUCGUGAAAAGCGUUCAAAUUUGUUACCCGAAGCACAACUUCCUGCAUAUGAUUUUACUCGGCAAUCAAGCAAACUUAGUUCAUUCGUAAAACGAAAUUUCAAGUCUUUAGCACAAAAGCUCAAUAUAAACCACAGUUGUUUUCUGGAAUUCCUCUAACAGACUAAAGGCGAAGGCUAUUUUUGGAAAAUGUAUUUGUUGUAUUGUUAGAGAUUGUAAUCUAUUCAUAUGUGUGUGUACAGCUAAUAAACUUCUUAGUUUGCUUAUUGUCAUUAAAAGGUGAAGUUCAUGAAUCACUUGUUUGUUGGCAAA
Amaranthus tricolor (Joseph's coat) is the source of this 1989-nucleotide messenger RNA. Its product is annotated as pyridoxal kinase-like. Gene Ontology annotation, cellular component: cytosol. Lineage: Eukaryota; Viridiplantae; Streptophyta; Magnoliopsida; Caryophyllales; Amaranthaceae. Bases 109 to 1089 code for a protein of 326 amino acids. Gene Ontology annotation, biological process: pyridoxal 5'-phosphate salvage. The record is from RefSeq and is a predicted model, not a curated record. Gene Ontology annotation, molecular function: pyridoxal kinase activity. The transcript has 13 exons.